AUGGGAUCACCAGCCUCUGGUGGUGGUCAGUUGGAGAAGUCGAGCAAUAUGAAUGGAGAAAGCAAAUCGAGCCAUCCUGGGAAUAAUUUACAUAACGGGAUUGAUGGGGGAGGUGAUGAUGGUGUUGAUUCACCAUAUGGUGGGAGCAUGGCAUUAACUGAAGAGAGGCCUUCUGUGUCUGAUAUGAACCAGGAUGCUGUGGCUUCACCUUCUCCUUCAGUUUCUGUAUUCGGUAGCGAACGUAGGUGGGCUGACACCACAUCCUACAACACAAAAAAGAAGCUCCAAGCCUGGUUUCAACUUGCAAAUGGAGACUGGGAGUUGGGGAAGAUUAUAUCAACUUCAGGGAAUGAAUCGGUUAUUACAUCUGAUGGAAAAGUGCUAACGGUGAAAUCUGAUAGUCUUGUACCAGCAAAUCCUGAUAUUCUUGAUGGUGUUGAGGACCUGAUGCAGCUUAGUUAUUUAAAUGAGCCAUCAGUUCUAUACGAUCUUCAGUACAGAUACAAUCAAGACAUGAUAUAUACAAAAGCAGGACCAGUGUUGGUAGCGAUCAAUCCAUUUAAAAAAGUUCCAUUGUAUGGGAAUGAUUUCAUUGAGGCAUAUAGGAACAAGGCUACUGAAAACCCACAUGUGUAUGCCAUUGCAGACACAGCUAUCAGAGAAAUGAUACGAGACGAAGUAAAUCAAUCUAUCAUCAUAAGCGGUGAGAGUGGAGCAGGAAAAACUGAGACUGCCAAGAUAGCAAUGCAGUAUUUGGCUGCUCUUGGUGGUGGCAGUGGAAUAGAGUAUGAGAUACUGAAGACUAAUCCAAUUUUAGAAGCAUUUGGUAAUGCAAAGACUUUGAGGAAUGACAACUCAAGUCGCUUUGGAAAGCUGAUUGAGAUAAACUUUAGUGAAACUGGGAAAAUAUCGGGUGCCAGAAUUCAAACUUCUUUUGGAAACAUAUCACUGAAAAACGCUUCUUUGAUGCUGCUUUUGAUCUGUGGAUGUGGGGCAGUCUUACUUGAAAAGUCUAGAGUGGUCCAAUGCAUGGAAGGAGAAAGGUCAUAUCACAUAUUCUAUCAGCUUUGUGCUGGUGCUCCAUCAAAGCUUAGAGAUAAGUUACAUUUGAAGAGUGUGAAUGAUUAUAAGUAUCUGAGGCAGAGUGACUGCUGCUCAAUUGACGGGGUAGAUGAUGCUGUUAACUUUCACAUUGUCAAGGAAGCUCUGGAUAUUGUGCAUGUUAGUAUGGAAGAUCAAGAAAGUGUCUUUGCCAUGCUUGCUGCUGUACUGUGGCUGGGAAAUGUCUCAUUUACUGUCAUUGAUAGUGAGAAUCACGUUGAACCUGUGGCAGAUGAAUGUCUGGUGACUGUUGCAGAAUUAAUUGGUUGCAAAGUUGAGGAGCUAAAGCUGCCAUUGUCAACUCGAAAAAUGAGAGUUGGCAAUGAUACUAUUAUCCAAAAGCUGACUUUAUCACAGGCCAUGGAUACAAGAGAUGCUUUGGCAAAGUCUAUUUAUGCUUGUCUCUUUGAAUGGUUGGUUGAGCAAAUUAAUAAGUCUCUGGCUGUUGGGAAAAGGAGAACCGGAAGAUCUAUCAGCAUCUUGGAUAUCUACGGAUUUGAAUCGUUUGAAAGGAAUAGCUUUGAGCAAUUCUGCAUUAAUUAUGCAAAUGAGAGACUACAACAACACUUCAACCGACAUCUAUUCAAGUUAGAACAAGAGGAAUAUAUCCAAGAUGGCAUUGAUUGGACAAAGGUUGAUUUUGAAGACAAUCAGGACUGUCUCAAUCUUUUUGAAAAGAAACCGUUGGGGCUGCUAUCAUUGUUAGAUGAAGAAUCCACUUUCCCAAAUGGCACAGAUUUGACUUUUGCCAAUAAGCUUAAGCAGCAUCUGCAAUCUAAUUCUUGUUUCAGAGGAGACCGAGGCAAAGCUUUUACAGUGUCCCAUUAUGCUGGGGAGGUUACCUAUGAUACAACUGCAUUUCUGGAGAAGAAUAGGGACUUACUGCACAUGGACUCCAUUCAGCUUCUGUCUUCUUGCUCAUGCCACCUUCCCCAGAUAUUUGCAUCAAAUAUGCUAGCUCAGUCUGAAAAGUCUGUCGUUGGUCCUUUGCAUAAAGCUGGCGGAGCAGAUUCCCAAAAGCUGAGUGUAGCAACAAAAUUCAAGGGUCAACUCUUUCAAUUGAUGAAACGCCUUGAAAGUACGACACCACAUUUCAUACGCUGCAUAAAGCCAAACAACAAUCAAUCCCCUAGAUCAUACAACCAGGGGCUUGUAUUACAACAGCUGAGAUGCUGUGGAGUCCUAGAAGUUGUCAGAAUAUCCAGGUCUGGAUUUCCCACUAGAAUGACCCAUCAGAAGUUUGCCAGAAGGUACGGCUUCCUGCUACUGGAAAAUACCAUCUCGCAGGACCCACUCGGCGUUUCUGUGGCCAUUCUUCACCAGUUUGGUAUCUUACCUGAGAUGUAUCAAGUUGGCUAUACAAAGUUAUUCUUCCGGACAGGACAGAUUGGGAUGCUUGAAGAUACAAGAAACCGCACCCUGCAUGGCGUUUUACGUGUUCAAAGCUGCUUCAGGGGUCACCAAGCUCGCUGCUACCUGAGAGAGCUUAGGAGAGGAAUAUCCACUCUUCAGUCAUUUAUUCGAGGGGCAAAGAUCCGGAAGGAAUACUCGGUCCUACGAGAAAGACAUAGAGCUGCUGUUAUUAUCCAAAGGCAGGCGAAGAGCAUGAUUUGGAGGAAUAAGUAUAACAACAUCCAUCAAGCAUCAAUCUUGAUACAAUCUGUUAUUCGUGGGUGGUUGGUUAGACGUUGCUCGGGUGACGUUGGGCUAUUACUGUCCAGGGUCAAGGGGAAUGAGACAGAGGAAGUGCUGGUAAAAGCUUCAUUCCUAGCCGAACUACAACGACGAGUGCUCAAGGCAGAGGCUGGCCAGAGACAGAAAGAAGAAGAGAACGACAUCCUCCACCAGCGCAUACAACAAUACGAGAGCCGCUGGUCUGAAUACGAACUGAAAAUGAAGUCGAUGGAGGAAGUGUGGCAGAAGCAGAUGAGAUCACUGCAAUCAUCCCUCUCGAUCGCCAAAAAGAGUCUCGCCAUCGAUGAUUCCGAGAGGAACUCCGAUGCAUCGGUCAAUGCAAGCGAUGAGAGGGACUCCACUUGGGACAGUGGCAGCAACUACCGAAGCCAGGAGGGUGGUAAUGGGCUCAGACCCAUGAGCGCAGGGCUGAGCGUCAUAAGCAGGCUGGCCGAGGAGUUCGAGCAGAGGAGUCAGGUGUUUGGGGACGACGCUAAGUUCUUGGUUGAGGUGAAAUCAGGCCAGGUGGAAGCGAGCUUGAACCCUGACCGGGAGCUCCGGAGACUGAAGCAGAUGUUUGAGAGUUGGAAGAAGGACUACAGUUCGAGGUUGAGGGAGACGAAGGUGAUAUUGAAUAAGCUUGGGAGUGAAGAUACUAGUGGUGGGGCGCUUGAUAAAGCGAAGAAGAAAUGGUGGGGAAGAAGGAACAGCACUAGGCAUAUUUGA
This is a messenger RNA of Linum trigynum, 3501 nucleotides long. Lineage: Eukaryota; Viridiplantae; Streptophyta; Magnoliopsida; Malpighiales; Linaceae. The record is from the annotation of a GenBank genome assembly.